Molecule: messenger RNA, 2644 nt
Organism: Zootermopsis nevadensis
Lineage: Eukaryota; Metazoa; Arthropoda; Insecta; Blattodea; Termopsidae
Product: protein AAR2 homolog
Biological process (GO): spliceosomal tri-snRNP complex assembly
Source: RefSeq, a predicted model, not a curated record
AAUGCAGUUGAAAGCAAGAAAGUGAAGUAUUUUAAAUUCUGGUAAAGUGUUUAGGAUUUUAUGGAAGUCUUCUGGGUUGUGUCAUGUAGUCAGAUACGAGUUUACCAAUCUUUCAGAUGUUUCUGCAGCGUCCAUCAUCAGGACGAUGGGACCCUGAACUCAGACUCCUGCUUGAUACUUCCGCUUGUUAUUCUGUGGUAUUAGUGUUAUGUAUGUUUGUAUUCAGGAGCAAUCUGUGCAGCAUUCUUGAUCAUAUCCAGUUCUCCAAUGAGUGGCAGUUUGGAAAUUGAUCAAAAUCUAGCCCGCCGGUUAGUACUUGAAGGGGCAACUCUCGUAUUCCUGGAUGUGCCGCGAGGAACUGAAUUUGGAAUUGAUAUGAAAUCAUGGAAUACCGGAGAGAAGUUCAGAGGCGUGAAAAUGAUACCACCAGGCUUUCAUUACGUAUAUUACAAUGCAGUGGAUAGUGAGGGAGAUACAGCACCCCGGAUUGGUUUCGUACACAACUUCAAGAAAUCAGAAUUUUUGGUGAAGAAAUGGGACUCUGCAAUUGAAGAUAUUAGCAGUGCAGAAGUGAGUUUUGAAGAAUUAUCCAGGAUCAGAGAAGAUCUGUUGAACUUAGAUCGGUUCUUGGGCCCUUAUCCGUUCGAUGUUUGGAAGAGAUGGAAGGACCUAACGAGUAAGGUUACAGACAAUCUUGUUUCCAGAAUAAUUCCUCAGUCUGGUCAGAUCCGAUCUGCACUGGAACUGAUAUCCUGCGACUACAAGCCCUCAAGCGGUGAUGCACCAGCACAGAAACGUAGGAGUCGCCCGAUCACAGAGGAGGAACGAGAAGAACACCUUCUGCCACAGUUGAAACCAGCCCCAGGAACUGAGUUGAGGUUCAUAGAAUUUCCUGAGAGAAAUUUUCCAGAAGGGUCUACACCAGCAGAGAUAACACACCACUCGUUGGAUUCAACCUAUGUUUUAGAGACUAUGGUAGCCAAAUACGCAAGACCAGUUGACAUAGUGGGAGAGCUGCAGUUUGCGUUUGUGUGUUUUCUUGUCGGGCAGAGUCUGGAAGCAUUUGAGCACUGGAAGCGACUUGUAGGUCUUCUCUGUUCAUGUGAUGAUGCUGUAUCUAAACGGAGGGAAGUGUAUGACGAGUUUCUGUCAGCAUUGGAAGCUCAGUUGGUUGAGAUACCGGAGGACUUUCUGGUGGACAUAGUGGCAAGCAAUAACUUUGUGUACCACAGCCUGCGCUCUCUGUUCAGAACACUACAACUUAAUGAGAUUGUGGAUGGCAGACUUAAGUCUAAAGCAAAGCGAUUUCAGGACAGACUCACUGCCAAGUUCAUGUGGGAUUUCACAGGCUUGGAACAGGAGGAGGAUGAUGAGGCUCCUGUUGUUGUGAAGACCUAGGUCUGGGACUUUGUGCUACUCUCGCUCUUCAUAAGUGCUAACAAGGCUGGAAAGGCGUAAUCAGUACCAGAAUACAGAGUUUUUACUUAUUCUUUGCAUAUUUGGAAUUCUGAUUGCUCGUAACUCAUGUAAAUAGAUAUGCCAAAAAUGUUAGCAAUAUUAAGUAGACUUACAACUUUAAUUAUAAUCUUUAUACUGCUCCGUUUUGAUAAUCUCAAGGUGUUCUAAUCUCAUUAAUGAAUUUUUAAAUUUUAAUUUUGUCGAUUCAUUCUUUCAUUAUACAACCCCUUAACAUAUUAAAGCCUGUCUGAUACAUGAAGUUGCUGAUGACAAACAGAAAUAUAUGUAAACAGAAACAGUCAGACAAUUUACAUGUAUUUGACACUCAUUUCUGUUAAAUUAAUCCAUAAUUCUACAUGCUGUUCAAACAUUAGGUACAUUAUGAAAUGUAUGUUUUAUAUAUGUUAUUAAUUAUGAAGCAUUAUGUAAAUUUAACAGUUUCUUAAUGAGGAAAUGUGUAGAAUAUAGCAAGUAGAUGUCAGGAGAAGCUGUGACAUUGUGAGAGUUGAAAUCUAGUGGCAAAAUUAAUAUGUACAUUGCAAGCCUUGUUUCUCUUGAAAAUAGUCCAUGAACAGCGCGGCAUUGUUCGUUCUGCCAAGCGCGGCAACAUGGUAUCGACUUUGCGAGGCAAAGCAACGGACAUUGCCCCGCGUGCAGUCAAUACACGGCUUAACAGACGCAGUGUAUACAUCAUUAGGUUUACAGUCCAUCUAGACAACAAAUUUUACGUUUAUGUUCUCUGUUACUGCUGUCUGUUUUGUCUGUGAUGUGAACUUUCAGCCAUGCAAAUGUGACUUCAUGGACACCGUUCAGUCAAGGAAACAACAUCGGCUUGAUAUGAAGAUUAAUUUAAUGAAUACAAGAAGAGUUUAAAUAAAAACAUAAGAUAUACUCUGUUACCACUUAAUCUUGUACAGGGGUUUCCUGACAUAGUGAUAUUUCUUUGACAGACCAUUUUUGUAGACCCUUGUAUAAGACGUGCAUAAAUUUUAAUAAUGACAUUUGGGAAAGACUGUGCUUCAGUUAUAUGGUUGAUUAUAACAGUUAUGAUAAUAUUUGUAUCAAAAAACAAAGGCACCUUUUGAUUGCGUCUGGCAGUGUCUUGGGAUGCAUGAUAAAUGCACACUUGUAAAAUAUUACUUAUAUUUAUAGAUUCUAAAGCUGAAUAAAUUUUAUUUCAACCCUU